GCUCGUCGUGAAGUAGGAGGUAAACAUUAUACAGUGUGAUUGGUCAUCCUUGUGGGUCCUCAGGUUUUUCUUGUUUUCGAUCUCAGUUUGGCUCUGGUAAAUUUACGGAACGCUAUGUAAAGUUGUGAGAGAUCAUUCGUUUCGUGUUAAUAAACAAUCUUUUUAUUUAAACUUAACAUUUAAUAUAACAAUUAAUAAUAUUAUAAAUUAUUAUGCAAAAAGUGAUGAAAGUCAAUUUUAAGUGAAAGUGUAAAAGAAGAAUCAAAUUUAAAUAACAGGAAGCAACGUCAAAAGAAGUCUAAAUAAUGGUUGGAUACUAUCAAACAGAACCAAUAUCUGCUGGGAGAACUGAUACGUCUCAAAUGUGUUCAAUGGCAAACGUAGUACCAACCCUGGAGAUGAUGAAGCCUAUUAAAAGUUUAGUCUGUAGUCCAGAUCUCAGUGUAUUUGCAUCGUCCACAACAGAUAAUCUUGCGGAAAAUAAUCCAGAUAAAUCAUACCAAUGUCUAUUGUGUCAAAAGAGUUUUGACCAAAAGAAUGUUUAUCAAAGUCAUCUCCGUUCUCAUGGUAAGGAAGGUGAAGAUCCAUACCGCUGCAAUAUUUGCAGUAAAACAUUUGCUGUACCUGCAAGAUUAACUAGACAUUAUCGUACACAUACUGGUGAGAAACCUUAUCAGUGUGAGUAUUGCAACAAGUCAUUUUCGGUGAAAGAAAACCUCAGUGUGCAUCGUAGGAUUCAUACAAAAGAACGCCCUUAUAAGUGCGAUGUAUGUGAGCGUGCAUUUGAACAUAGUGGGAAGCUCCAUCGACACAUGAGGAUACACACAGGCGAACGUCCACACAAGUGUUCUGUAUGUGCUAAAACAUUUAUUCAAAGUGGCCAGCUGGUAAUUCAUAUGCGCACCCACACAGGUGAAAAACCUUAUGUUUGUAAGGCGUGCGGCAAAGGAUUCACCUGCUCAAAACAACUUAAAGUUCAUACACGAACACAUACUGGAGAGAAGCCCUAUACCUGUGACAUUUGUGGAAAAUCUUUUGGAUACAAUCACGUCCUAAAACUUCACCAAGUAGCUCAUUACGGUGAAAAAGUUUACAAGUGUACUUUAUGCCAUGAAACUUUCAAUUCCAAAAAGACAAUGGAAUUACAUAUUAAAACACAUUCUGACUCGAGUUCAACUUCACCACGUGAUUCACCUAUCGAGCCAGUAAUUGAGAUAUCUCAGAGCACUAAUUCAAAUAUUAAUUCCGUCAGUAGUAAUAAUGAUGUUAAUAGCGUCACCAGUAGCAAUAGUAGCGACAAAGAGAAUAAGACUGAAGAGUUAAGCGCUCAAACUCAGGCUUAUAUGCACACACGAGACUUUUCUUACUACCUCUAUCCAAGGGAGCAGUAUAAUCAAAGUCCUCCUACAAAUUCUGCAUCAGGUGUUCCAGCACUUUUAGCAGCAGCAGCGGCCGCUGCUGCUGCUGAAGAUCGAUCGUUGUUCCAAUUAUCAACGACCACUACUACACCUGGAAACUUAUCAGCAGAUUCGAAUCACGUUUUUCUCUAUCCAGAAGUAUCAUCGGCCUAUACAUCUUACAAUCUUCAAAUCAACGACGUAUCGAGUGUCAAUGAAUCGCCAUCGCUAUUGAACUUACCAGGUAAUGAUGCCAGGCGAAGAGUUGAAGCAGCACUUGAAGCAGUUGAAGAACAAACUUUGAGAGCGUAUGAAGAUGCUGGAAUAAUAGAGGUAGUUAGUAGACAACCUAUUCUUACACCGCCAAGUAGUAAUCCAGUCAGCCCAGCACCAUCUCCAGAUCCAUUAGAUCUUGCAAUACCAGUGAGAGAAACACUCAUACUUCCACCGCGCAAGCGUUGUAAAAUGAUCCUGGAAUCAAUGGAAAACGAAAGGACAGAAUUAGUAACUCAAAGACACAGUUCUGUAAUUCAGUUCGCUCGUGCUUCUUAGUAUUCUCAUAGCAAUAAUGGUGGCCAAUUCAUUACCUUAAUUAAUGAACACGUCACAAAUAAUUGCAAACAUUUCACCAAUACUUUUUGCCGCGUUUAGUAUUAGAUUUCAAAAUAUAUAUCGUGCCGAAUAAUCAUUAAAUAUUAUAAAUCAUUAUUCGAUUACAACUACGGAAUUAACUUCAAUAUAACACUUGCUAUUGAUAUUAUAAUUUUUGUUAUUAUUACUACUACUAUUACUGUUAUAGUAAAGAAAAGAUAUUAUUGAAUUUAAACAUACAAAAAUAGCGAGAAUAUUUAACUACAUAUUUGCAUAUAUAUAUAGAUAUAAAUACAUACAUAUAUCAUUUUAAUCAUCAUCAUCAGCAUAUUUUUAUUCUAUUAAGUAAAGAGAAUAAAAGUAUAAAAUAAUUGACAUCUCUGUGAUAACAACUUCAUACUACCUGAUUAUUGAAGGUAGUUGAGCCCACUGCCAGUACAAGAGUAAAUAAUUAUUUCUUAAUAUAGUAUUCCAUAUGUGAGCACACAAUGUUCGUAUGAUAUUUUAUUCAUACUUAUGACAUACUAUUAUUGAUUUUAAAUAAAAAAAAAUGAUAGUAGUAAUAAUGAUAAAGAUGAUAAUAAUCAUAAGGUGUUAUAGUGGAAAUUUAAAUUUAAAAUAAACACACAAAAAAUCAUGUGUUUCUUCUAUAAUAUAUAUAUAUAUAUAUAUAUAUAUAUAUAGAUAUAUAUAUAUAUAAAACGUUUGUAUGUGUGUCCACAUAGCCAAUUAUUAUUAUAAAUAUUUAUCGAUAACGAUCAUAAAUAAUAGCGUAAUGGACUGAUUACGUAUGUAAUAUUAAAUCAUAGUACAUAUAUACAUUGAUAUCUUCCUAAUUCAAAAAAAAAGUUACAAUUUAAAACAAAAGAGAAAGAAUUGAGAAAUACUUUAACAUCAUUACUCAUCGUACCGUGCAGUGCCUCAAUGACAUCUCCGUUGAUUCCAUAAAAGAAUAGAAGAUCACGGAUAAAACCAAAUGUUGCGUUUUUAGUACUACAUAUGUUAUUAACUUGUCAUUAUAACGUAGAACUUUCCGAAAAUUACUCAGGAGUAUUUCAAGAAUAAGAGGGUGUUUAAAUACUAUUGUAAACUUAAAUAUAUUAAGAAUUUAAUUAAUCAAGUAUCAUAGUUCUCACGGUAAAUAUUCUUAUUCGAUGCAAUCAUUGAAUUCUUCAAUGUUACAAUCGUGCAUAAUAGAUAUUUUGUUAUUAUAGAUAUAUUAUUAUUAUCGUAUUAUCUGUUACAUCACUUGAAUUUACUCUGUAU
Chelonus insularis is the source of this 3254-nucleotide messenger RNA. RefSeq names its product Krueppel homolog 1-like (gene Kr-h1). Gene Ontology annotation, biological process: regulation of transcription by RNA polymerase II. NCBI's taxonomy places the organism in Eukaryota, Metazoa, Arthropoda, Insecta, Hymenoptera, Braconidae. The record is from RefSeq and is a predicted model, not a curated record. The transcript is spliced from 2 exons. The coding region runs from base 306 to 1949 and encodes 547 amino acids. Gene Ontology annotation, molecular function: DNA-binding transcription factor activity, RNA polymerase II-specific. Gene Ontology annotation, cellular component: nucleus.